GCGUUCAUCGGCUGAGCAGCCAGAGAGGAGAACAACGGAGCAUCCACCCACACACACCGCCGGGCCGCCGGACACGCUAUGAUAUUAUUUAUUUAAAAAAAAGAAAGUUCAUGCUUGUUUUUGCUCGUUUAUAAUACUGCCGGAGAGCUUAGUACAGAUGCAGAGGUGAUAUCCACUCCUAGCGGCAGCUGGGUGGCGGUGCUCUUUAGCAUUAGCUAGCCGGUUAGCUAGUGUUGACUGACGGGGGAGGGGGCGGUGUGAAAAGCAGCUGGGCACAAACAAAACAAAAGGAAAGAAGAGCUCAUUCAAAAAAAAAUAUUCCAAAAGUUUAUUUUUUUUCUAUUCCCUUCCGCGAUAGGUUCCGCCGUGUCGUAAUAAUCUAGUUUAGCAGUUGUUUGUUGUUAGCUUCAGCUAAACGUCGCUACAACAACGCGAUGAGCCCCGAGGCGGAGACCGCAGCCUCCACCAAAGCCUCCCCGGAGGACGAUGGCAUGACGUGGUGGUACCGAUGGCUCUGCAAGAUAGCCGGAGUUUUGGGAGGAGUGUCCUGUGCCAUCGCAGGAGUGUGGAACUGUGUCACCGUGAACCCGUUGAACAUUGCUGCCGGCGUGUGGAUGGUGUUGAACGCCUUCGUGCUGUUCCUGUGUGAAGUCCCGUUCUGCUGCCAGUUCAUAGAGUUUGCCAAUGCGAUCGCAGCCCGAGCAGACAAAUUCAAACCGUGGCAGAAAGCCUUCUUCUACUGUGGGAUGGCGAUAUUUCCCGUUCUUCUGCGUUUCUCUUUUACGACCUUGUUUGGAAACGCCAUCGCCUUCGCCACCGGAGUCCUGUACGGACUCGCGUCUUUAGGCAAAAAGGGGGACGCGGUGACGUACGCCAGGCUGCAGCAUCAGAAACAGGGGGACGAAGAGAGGAUGACGGAAACGGCCAGCGGGGCUCCGGAGUGAGGCGCCCGCCAUCCAUCUCCAAUGCUCCUUUUCCCUCUUUCCCGAUCCUGUCACUGCAUAACUACGACACUGAGUUUAUUUAUUUCCUGGAGGCUGCUGCAUUAUCGUUCUCCGGGCCGGUUAAAUAUCCAAGCAGAUUGGAUCGUGUCCAUUAUUUGUUACCCGGGGUGUAAUUGGGAUCUUUUAUCAAGACUCCCAAGAUCUUAAACUGUAAGCUUUGUUUUUAUGGUCUUGUCAUUGAUUGUAUUUAUUAUUUUAUUCCCUUUGUUGUUUUGUUGCUGCGGUCACUCGUACACCCCUUCCUGUAGCAAAAAAAGUGAGCUACGUCUUUUUCGCCCAAGAGCCUUUCGGGAAUUCCCAAUAGAAUUCGAUGUGAUUGUAAAAUGCUUCUUCGGGUUAUUGGCUAUGACUCUGAGGCCGUGAUUCAGAGAGGUCCGUUCACCAUGAAUCACCAUAUCUGUAAAUAGUCCCACAGGUUUCCUUUCGUGACUCCCUGUAUUAGAAUCGCAGAAUGUACCUUCGUUGGAAAGCGAGAGAGAGACUUUAAAGCCACGACGCAGACGACACCGAUUUUUAAAUGUUAAAGGCAUUAUGAAUAAGUGUAACAAUGGGAAUGUAUCUGGUGUACCCAAAGACAAACACAGUUAUUGCUCAUCCAUCUUCUUUUUUUGCCUUUUUAGUAUUCUGGCAUUAUACUUUUGGUAGCAUGGACUCUUACGGAGGGAAAUAAAAGCUUUCAGUGCAUGUGUGACGUUGUUAACGUAUCGUUCCUCGUGAUCAAGUAGCCGGUAGCCGCGUGCAUCCUUUUAAAAACGUGUCUGUUUUGGGGCUUUAGAAUCUUUUACCGAAAAUGUGUUGUGUUGAUUUUGAGUCUUACUUGGUGCAUUCUACCAACAUACAUUCAAUAUUAAAUGGCGGGACAUUGGUCCGCAUUCACACAUUCACCAAAGCCACGCGUUGCCUUCGUCACGGAAGUGAGGUAUGCAGCGGUCAGCAGUGUACGAUGUGUGUCUGUGUCGUGUCGUCGUCGGUAGGGGCGCUUUGGGAAUAAUUGUUUACACGUACCUCUUACAGCGGUUUCUGUCCGGUAGCCUUUUACCGGCUGGAUCUGUCACACAUUACCACCAGCUCUCAGGUGUCACACUUGUACAACGUGCUAAGUAGACUGAAGCGUAGAUCACAGAUGUACGCUAACUAGCAUGAGUGUGAAUGACUUUCAUUCAUGUGCAACCAGCUUCAACAAGGGACAAAGCACCACACACCAGCAGUGCGCUACAGCCCGACACUACACACACACACUUUACCAUUUUGGUAAGAUGUUAAAUAAAAUAAACAGCGUUCUUUGUCCACAAACAUCCAUCCAAGUGUAUUUUAUUGCGGUGAAAUGCCUCCGAGACUCUUGUGGUUUGUGAUGGUUGAUCGUGUCGAGUGCACAUUUUGCUGUGAGAGAUAUUUGUAUGAUAUGUGUUGUGAUGUGAAUCCUCAUCCUGUUAUCGAUUAGUGAAUUAAAGAAAAUUGCUACUAC
Molecule: messenger RNA, 2469 nt
Organism: Gasterosteus aculeatus aculeatus (three-spined stickleback)
Lineage: Eukaryota; Metazoa; Chordata; Actinopteri; Perciformes; Gasterosteidae
Gene: cacfd1
Product: calcium channel flower domain containing 1
Biological process (GO): vesicle-mediated transport
Cellular component (GO): membrane
Source: RefSeq, a predicted model, not a curated record